GCGGCGUACACCACCAGGGGAGACGGACCUCGUUGCAAACCGAAAUUGGUCACCACCACCGGAGCAGUGCCCGGCAAGCCCACCAUGAUGAUCAGCGCCACCAUGGGCAACACGGCGCUCAUCCAGUGGCAGCCUCCCAAAGAUAUGGUGGGCGAGCUGAUGGGAUAUCUGCUACAGUACAAGCGCGCCGACGACGACGCGUACACGUCGCGUGAACUGCGCAACACCGAUGACCACUACACGGUGACGGGACUGCACAAGGGCGCCACCUACGUCUUCCGCCUCAGUGCCCGUAACCGCGCCGGCGUGGGCGAGGCCUACACCAAGGAGAUCGGCACUCCUGAGGACGUGCCCUCGGGGUUCCCGUUGAACCUGCAGGUGACGGGCCUGACUCAGUCCAGCACGCAGCUGACGUGGGACCCGCCGCUGCUGGCCGAGAGAAACGGCAAGAUCGCCUACUACGUGGUGGUCUACCGCGACAUCAACAGCCAGCAGAACAGCACCAACCGCACGGGUGACACGCGCAUGACCAUCGGGGGCCUGAACCCCGACACCACCUAUGACAUCCGUGUGCAGGCGUACACCAGCAAGGGUGGGGGACCCAUGAGCCCCAGCAUCCAGAGCAGGACCAUGUCGAACGGUAGGAUUUACGUGCAAAUCGGACAUGGAGACUGGAGGAAACAUUUGAAGUCGCAUGCCCUGCUU
Messenger RNA from Hippocampus comes (tiger tail seahorse), 705 nucleotides. Its product is annotated as receptor-type tyrosine-protein phosphatase F-like. NCBI's taxonomy places the organism in Eukaryota, Metazoa, Chordata, Actinopteri, Syngnathiformes, Syngnathidae. The record is from RefSeq and is a predicted model, not a curated record. The annotation marks the transcript as partial. Gene Ontology annotation, molecular function: protein binding. The transcript has 2 exons.